AUGAAAUAAUAAAAAGAAAAAGCCACAAAUGAAAAUAGUUUGAUUUUGAUGAAAUUAAAAGAAUUAGAAAUAUAAUAAAUAGGGAAUAAUGAAAAUUUAUAGAGACUUAAAAUUGAAGAAAAAGAAGCUGAAAAAGAAAUUAAAAUACUUUAAUGUGGAGACUAUUACAUGAAAUUAAUUUAAGAAAUUGAUGAAAAAAUUAUAUAAUAAGACUAUUCAUAGAAAUUAAUAGAGUUAGAUAUAAAAAAUGGUCUAUGUAAUGAUAUUGAUGUUUAUAUUGAUGAAUUGGAAAAAACUUUAAUUAAUUAUCAUAAAGAGAAAAUGCUUUAAAUUAAUAAAACUAUUAUUUCUACAUGGAGAAAAAUUUAUUAAGGUAAUGAUAUAUCUAAAAUUGAAAUAAAAGCCGAAGAAGUUGGAGAAAAUUAAGCAGGAAGAAAAUCAUUUAACUAUAGAAUCGUUAUGUAUAUAAUAGGUAAAAACUAGGAUGAUUUGAAAGAAAUAGAUAUGAAAGGAAGAUGUAGUUCAGGUUAAAAAGUACUUGCAUGUAUUAUAAUAAGAUUAGCUUUAGCAGAAGCAUUUACUAUUAAUUGUGGAAUAUUAGCUUUAGAUGAACCUACUACUAAUUUAGAUUAAGAACAUACUAUAAAAUUAGCUUAAUCUCUUAGUGAUUUAAUUGAAAGCAGAAAAGGCUAAGAAUCGUUUUAAUUAAUUAUUAUUUCACAUGAUAAUAAUUUUAUUAAAUUAAUGCAGUAAAAUACUGAGUGUAGUGAAUAUUAUUAUGUUUAUAAAGAAAAUGGAUGUUCUAAAAUUACAAGAAGAAAAUAUAACAAUGCUCUUAUGAAUAGAGAAUUAGAUUGA
Molecule: messenger RNA, 858 nt
Organism: Ichthyophthirius multifiliis
Lineage: Eukaryota; Ciliophora; Oligohymenophorea; Hymenostomatida
Product: rad50, putative
Exons: 7
Biological process (GO): telomere maintenance via recombination; chromosome organization involved in meiotic cell cycle; double-strand break repair
Cellular component (GO): Mre11 complex; condensed nuclear chromosome
Molecular function (GO): single-stranded telomeric DNA binding; G-quadruplex DNA binding; double-stranded telomeric DNA binding
Source: RefSeq, a predicted model, not a curated record